GCUGGGGGAGGGAGCGAGGCUCUCAAACAAGCUACCCUGCUCGCGUGUUUAUUUACUAGCGGAACGCUUGAUUAAUCCAACACGUUCAAUAUCGACGGCAGGUGCUUAACGUGGGACUUCAAAUGCCCGACGCGAGCAGAGCGGCCGGGGCUGUUACUCGCUGAGCGCGGUUUGUCACCGAGCGACUUGUCUCGGGUCCGUCCGCUCGAGCGCGCGCGGCGUCGGUGAAGCGGGCGAACUAAAGUUGUUUACGGGCUUACUUUGGAUGCCAGAUCGCUCGGAGUAUGGCUCAGCAUGGACACCAUGUCGCGAGUUCGCAAAAAGCGUUAAUGCUGGAGCUGAAAAGUCUCCAGGACGAGCCGGUUGAGGGAUUUAAAAUAACUUUAGUCGACGAGUCGGACUUGUACAACUGGGAAGUCGCGAUUUUCGGACCCCCGAACACGCACUACGAGGGGGGCUAUUUUAAGGCACGUAUCAAAUUCCUCGACUACCCGUACUCUCCUCCCGCCUUCAGAUUCCUCACCAAGAUGUGGCAUCCCAACAUCUAUGAGAACGGCAGCGACGUAUGUAUUUCCAUCCUGCACCCGCCAGUGGAUGAUCCUCAGAGCGGAGAACUGCCGUCGGAGAGGUGGAACCCAACACAGAACGUCAGGACGAUCUUAUUGAGCGUUAUCUCGCUGCUGAAUGAGCCUAACACCUUCUCGCCCGCCAACGUGGACGCCUCCGUCAUGUACCGCAAGUGGAGGGACAGCAAGGGGAAAGACCGCGAGUAUGCAGAGAUCAUCAGGAAGCAGGUUCUAGCCACCAAGGCGGACGCAGAGCGGGACGUGAAGGUGCCCACCACUCUGGCCGAGUAUCAUGCCCGCACCACGCCCACCCGCCACGACGAGGGCUCCACCUUAUUCUACGACGACUACUACGACGACGAGGAGUUAGACGACGACGAAGAGGAAGACGAGGACUGUUGCUACGACGAAGACGACUCCGGGACGGAGGACUCCUGACGAGAAGCACCUGAGCUUUUUCGAACUCUCCGGUUUUCCGUUUGAUUUCAUAGCUUUUAAAUCAAGUCCUUUUUUUUUUUUUUUUUUUUUUUUUUUCAGUUUGAAGAUCCGAGAUCCCAGACACCAUGAAGGGCAGGUGGUGAUUUGCGUAGAGGUUAAUAAUUAACCGUACGUCUGUUCGAGCGGCAGCCAAAAGUCGCAAUCAACUGCAAACGCGAGACGCUUUGAGAAUUUGUUUUUGUUUUAUUUCUUGUCGUUUUGUCUGGUUUUUGUUUUUUUUCUGGGAGGGGGGUGCGAAACAGUCCAGCUCGUAUUUGAUUCUCGAUAAACCGUUUGCCUUUCGAAGGCACCUGAUCUCAGGUUUCAGUGUCUGUGAUUCAACAGUAUUGGCAUCUUUGGUGGGGGGGGAAGUAGCUAAUACACGUUCUCAGGGCUACUUCUGUUUCUCACGCCACAAAUGCAUCUUAAUCUGCUUCCGUAGCCAAGGACUGAACGAGCUUCUCAGACAAAAGGCAAGGGGUUUAAUAAACGGAUGCAUCACAUGCAGCUCAUAAGCUUCGUCCUCUUUUGGGACUUUAAUGUUUCGUGUCGUCCACCGACAAGCCUGACUUAUGUUUUCAGUUUUAUGGGGUUGCGUUUGAAUCUUCACUAUAUUUAGCUACUUUUUGACAUUGGCUGGUAUUUUAGUUUUUUUGUUUAUAUAUCGUUUUUUCAUUUUAAAGCUUUGUGGUGACUCUAACCUAAAAUCCUCCUCAGGAAAAUGGACACGAGACCUUUGUUUGUGGCCGACCUCUUGACCUGAACGGACUCUGUAAACCCUUUCAGCAAAUUCAUAUGCACACAGGGUAUUUUGGGCCACUUUCCCCUUGUAAUUUUUUUUUCUCCUCCUUUUUAGUAUGCUUUGUAAAUCUAUUUAAAGCCUGAAUAAAAAUCUUUAUUAGAA
Molecule: messenger RNA, 1947 nt
Organism: Puntigrus tetrazona (Sumatra barb)
Lineage: Eukaryota; Metazoa; Chordata; Actinopteri; Cypriniformes; Cyprinidae
Gene: cdc34a
Product: cell division cycle 34 homolog (S. cerevisiae) a
Biological process (GO): protein polyubiquitination; ubiquitin-dependent protein catabolic process
Molecular function (GO): ubiquitin conjugating enzyme activity
Source: RefSeq, a predicted model, not a curated record